AUGUUCAGUAACAAGGUUGUGAUUAGCAUCGAGGAAUGUCGAUUGCGAUUUGAUAUUUACAAUGCCCACUUCGUGAGGAAAGGGCUGGGCCGAUUUGUGGAAAUCGACGAAAGCCUUAGCACCAUUAGGAACCUCCAAAUGUUAGCUGCUGAGUCAUUGCAAAGCGAUGAUAGUGUUGCUUACACUUUUAUCUACCGCCCAUUCUUUUUGGAUUUAAUCUCCAGAUGGGCUCUGACUUGCACACAUGAGAACAAAGAGCUCAGUGUUUCCGUGGCAGACCGUAUGGGACAAGUAAUAGGAAUUUACCCUGAAGCGUUAACGUUGGGUGAGCACUUCUUGGAGAGGCACCAUGAAUAUCUAAAUUUGAUUCUAGAGACACAUUCAUCUCAGCAAGAGCAAACUAUCCAGACUAUCCUGCUUGCAUAUUACCGCUUCAUGCGCCACGAUAGAGAGCGAUUCAAUAAUUUUAUCAAACCUGGUACGCUUUAUGCGUUGCUACAGCAUCCGUUUGCAAAUCGCACGAUACAUUUCAUGGCUGCACAUGUGCUCUCGCUCUACCUGAAUCUGGCCGAACAAGCUGCUCUCAACUUAGUUCAGCAGUAUGUGGAAGACACCGAAGAAAUUUGCGCACAUUAUCAAGGUGACGAGGGAGUUGAUUACAGGUUUUUAGAGCUUAACGAGGCGAGACGCCUUUCGAAGUGCGCUGCAGUGCUUCGUGAAAUUGAAUCUAUGCCUCUAUACCGUUUAGGUCCAAGGGCCAAUUCCAAAGGUGUUUUCAAUAUAAUUCCCACGGAUCUCAGUGAACUUGUUGUCUCCGUGUAUGGAAUUUUAGUACCAAAAGUUAGCGCUUUUCUUAACCCUCAAAGCUCAAGGUUGGACAGCGAGUUUGUCCCUACAGAGGGGUCAGUUUCUGCAAUCCGCUCACUUGCAAAAUCGGUUCAGCUGUCAAAACCUGUGAUGCUCAUUGGCAAGGCGGGUUCAGGCAAAACAUUUCUGAUCAAUCAAUUGAGCAAGCACACAGGCUCGCAGGAUUCGAUGGUGAAAAUUCAUCUUGGUGAACAAACUGAUGCGAAACUACUUCUCGGAACUUAUACAUCUGGCGAAAAGCCAGGCACUUUCGAGUGGAGGGCCGGUGUAUUAACGACGGCAGUGAAAGAGGGAAGAUGGGUUUUAAUUGAGGACAUCGACAAAGCACCCACAGAAGUGUUAUCUGUUCUACUAACGUUGCUGGAGCAGCGUGAGUUGAGCAUACCGUCAAGAGGGGAAACUAUCAAAGCUUCCAAUGGAUUUCAGCUGAUAUCGACUAUAAGGAUCCCAGAGGAUGAUCAUAAAAAUGAGGAGGAGUACCGUCCUGACCUCAUAGGUAUACGGCUUUGGAAUACUGUAAGUCUCAAAGGGCUCAACGACAAUGAACUAGCCAGUAUUAUCAGCCAAAAAUAUCCUACGCUUUCGCAGUUAGCUUCCAGGUUCAUUUCCACCUACAACUCCGUUCGGAGCAUAUACUCGAAUCAGCAGUUCAUAUCUUUCAACCGUGGAGUUCAUCCAAGGGCAGUCACUGUUAGGGAUUUAGUUAAAUUUUGCGAUAGGGUUCAAGAGAUUUUUGCAAGUAACAAUAUCCAAAGCUCCGAGCAACUCAUUCCCUCCGAAGUCUAUGACAGCAUUUUUUUUGAAGCUGCAGACUGCUUUGCUGGCGCUAUCGGCGAAACGAGGGCUUUGAAACCUUUGAUAGAGGCUAUAGGAGCCUCGUUAGAGAUCUCGUCAUCAAGAGUGUCUCUCUAUAUCUCUAACCAUGUUCCAGCAUUCUCAGACACGAGCUCCUCGAUUAUCAUUGGCAGGGCAGCAGUGCCUAAAAACCAUUCCAGUUUACAAAAGAAAUCAGCAAACGAUACUUCAUUCGCUCGUACAAACCAUUCUUUGAGACUAAUGGAGCAGAUAGGAGCUGCUAUCCAAAUGUGUGAGCCGGUCCUUUUGGUAGGCGAGACGGGUACUGGUAAAACUACUGUUGUGCAACAAAUUGCCAAAGCUGUCAAUCAGAGGCUGACAGUUAUUAAUGUCUCUCAGCAAACAGAGAGUGGUGACCUUUUGGGAGGAUACAAGCCUGUGAACACUAAAGCAGUCGCAGUUCCUUUACUUGAAGAGUUUGAAAGCUUGUUUCCUGCAACUUUCUCAGUCAAAAAGAACGAGCGCUUUUACAACAUGCUCCACAAAUGUUUCAAUAAAAACAGUUGGAAGAAUGUCAUAAAGCUAUUAAAAGAAGCCUUCAAGCUCGCUCAGGGUCUUCUUGAAAAUGAUAGUGACGAGAAUAGCGGCAACCGAAAGAAAAAGCGUAAAUUGGAUUCCCACACGAGGCAAAUUUUGUUGGAUAGAUGGUUUGAAUUUAACGAAAACGUCAAACAGUUUGAAGCUCAGUAUUCGUCGAUGGAAAACUCCUUUAUUUUCAAUUUUGUCGAAGGCUCUCUUGUAAAGGCUGUCAGAAACGGUGAAUGGCUCUUAUUGGAUGAAGUCAAUCUUGCGUCAUCUGAUACCCUUGAAAGCAUAUCUGAUCUAUUAGCUGAGCCAAAUUCACGCAGUGUUUUACUAUCAGAGAAGGGUCAGGUUGAACCUAUCAAAGCCCAUCCAAAUUUCAGAAUUUUUGCUUGUAUGAAUCCCGCAACCGAUGUUGGUAAGAGAGAUCUCCCCGCUGGUGUGAGAUCAAGGUUUACUGAAAUUUACGUUCAUUCUCCGGAUCGCGACAUUACUGACCUUCUGUCAAUAAUUGACAAAUACAUUGGCGUGUUUAGUGUAAGUGAUGAAUGGGUUGGGAAUGACGUUGCCGAGCUUUACCUUGAGGCCAAGCGACUUGCUGAAGCUCAGAAAAUUGUUGACGGUUCGAACCAACGUCCUCAUUUCAGUAUACGUACACUGACAAGAACUCUCAUAUACGUCCGCGAUAUUGUUAAAAUCUACGGACUGCGCAGGUCUUUAUACGAAGGCUUCUGCAUGUCGUUUUUAACUCUACUAGAUGAGAAGUCUGAGAGCCUUCUGAAACCGCUUAUUGAGAAGUUCACACUUGGGAGACUAAAGAAUCCAAAAUCUGUGAUUUCGCAAAUACCACCUUGUCCUGGUUCUGAGUACAUCCAGUUCAGACACUACUGGAUGAGAAAAGGACUUCACGAAUGCCUGGAUCAGCCCAACUAUAUCAUAACACCUUUUGUGGAAAAAAAUAUGCUAAAUUUAGUCAGAGCGACAUCUGGCCGUCGCUUUCCUGUGCUGAUUCAAGGGCCCACCUCUGCUGGUAAAACAAGUAUGAUCAAAUACCUUGCAGACAUAACCGGCCAUAAAUUUGUGCGUAUCAACAACCAUGAGCACACAGAUCUCCAAGAAUACUUAGGAACUUACGUGGCUGAUGAGACGGGAAAGCUGAAAUUCCGGGAAGGUGUUCUUGUUGACGCCUUGCGGGAAGGUCAUUGGAUUGUACUGGAUGAACUAAAUUUGGCCCCAACUGACGUUUUAGAGGCUCUGAAUAGGCUACUGGAUGACAACAGAGAACUCUUUAUACCAGAAACACAAGAAUUUAUUCAUCCUCAUCCCGACUUUAUGCUCUUUGCCACACAGAACCCCCCCGGUAUCUAUGGUGGUCGUAAAGUUCUUUCGAGGGCUUUCCGUAACCGUUUUCUAGAAUUGCACUUUGACGACAUCCCACAGGACGAAUUAGAGAUUAUUCUUCGCGAGCGUUGCAGGAUAGCGCCUUCAUAUGCCCAAAAAAUCGUUGAAGUUUAUCGUCAGCUCUCCAUCCAGCGGUCAGCGAUGAGACUGUUUGAGCAGAAGAACAGUUUUGCAACUUUGCGUGACCUGUUUCGAUGGGCACUCAGGGAUGCAGUUGGUUAUGAGAACUUGGCUGCCAACGGAUACAUGCUUCUUGCAGAAAGGUGCAGAACUCAGGAAGAGAAAGAUGUGGUGAAGGCUGUGCUUGAAAAAGUCAUGAAGGUUAAGCUUAAUAUGGAAGAAUACUACAAAACUCUUGAGAACGCAGAGUUAUACAGCAUGAAAAGUUCUGUUAUUUGGACGAGUUCUAUGCGCCGCCUUUCUGUCUUGGUAUCUUCGUGUUUGAAAAACAACGAGCCUGUUCUUCUUGUAGGAGAGACUGGUUGCGGAAAAACGACGGUGUGCCAAUUAAUUGCCAAAUACCUUAGCAAGAAAUUGAUUACUAUCAACGCUCAUCAAAAUACAGAAACCGGAGAUAUCCUUGGUGCUCAACGUCCAAACAGGCAUAGAUCAGACCUUCAAGCGUGUCUCACGAAGGCCUUGCGGAGGGCGCUCGGUGUUGAUGACGAGCAUCAUGCUACUUUGGACGAACUUCUAAACAUCUAUGAAGGAGCUGAUAAGUCAAACGUCGAUCGUGUCGAUAUUGAAGAAAUAGGCAAGCUCAAAGACAGGUUAAAUGUUUUGUUUGAGUGGUGCGACGGUCCUCUCACACACGCUCUCAAAAGCGGGGAAUUUUUCCUACUUGAUGAGAUAUCACUGGCCGAUGACUCAGUUCUGGAAAGACUGAAUAGUGUGCUUGAACCAGAGAGAAGCCUUUUGCUUGCAGAGAAGGGAGGGUCUGAUAGUUUGAUUCAGGCAGCCGACGGCUUUGAGUUUUUCGCUACCAUGAACCCGGGUGGUGAUUACGGCAAAAAGGAACUCUCCCCAGCUUUAAGAAAUAGAUUUACAGAAAUUUGGGUACCUUCUAUGGAGAACUUCGAAGAUGUUCAUAUGAUUGUGUCCUCAAAACUUGAGAAUGAUCUUGCUUCUUUGGCUAGCCCUAUUGUGGAGUUCUCGAAAUGGUUUGGUGAAAAGUUUGGUGGAGGAAGAACAAAUAGCGGAGUAAUAUCGCUUCGUGAUAUUUUGAGUUGGGUGGAGUUUGUCAAUUUAUCUGCCUCAAAAGUACCAAGUCCCAGCUGCGCUUUGGUUCAGGGUGCAAGCAUGGUAUUUAUAGAUUCCCUCGGUACGAAUAACACUGCGUACCUAGCUGACAACGCGGAGACUUUGCUUGCUCAAAAGUUUGAAUGUGUCAAAGUUCUGAGUAGCCUGGUUGGUGUUGACCUAUUCCCGCUUUACCAAGAUGAACCCAUCUUACAAGUUGACGAGCAACAGAUCCGCAUUGGGCUGUUCGGCUUAGAUAAGAGAUGUUCGACGGUUGUCCCUCAAUUCAACUUAAGUGCGCCAACUACUGCAAAAAAUUUGAUGAGGGUUGUAAGGGCUAUGCAAGUUUCGAAGCCUGUGUUGUUGGAAGGCAGCCCUGGUGUAGGAAAAACGAGUUUGGUCUCUGCACUUGCGGAUUGUACAGGCAACAAACUCACCCGUAUCAAUCUAUCUGAACAAACCGACUUGGUGGACUUGUUUGGGUCUGAUGCCCCCGGGGAAAAAACCGGUGAGUUUGUUUGGCGCGAUGCUCCGUUUUUGAGAGCAAUGCAGCUCGGUGAAUGGGUUCUCCUUGAUGAGAUGAACCUAGCCUCUCAAUCUGUCUUAGAGGGUCUCAACGCCUGCCUUGAUCAUAGAGGGGAAGCGUAUGUCCCUGAGCUUGACAGGGCAUUCAAGAAGCAUGCAAAUUUUAGAGUUUUCGCUGCUCAAAACCCACAAUAUCAAGGUGGCGGGAGAAAAGGCCUUCCAAAAUCUUUCGUGAACCGUUUUAGCGUUGUUUACAUGGAUAUUCUCUCAUCUCAGGACUUGUUCUUAAUCGCAACUCAUCUGUACCCAGCCAUAGAUGCUAACGUGUGCUCCAAGAUGAUCGAAAUGAUUUCUACAUUAGAGGAAGAAGUCUCGAACAGAAAACAAUGGGGUCAUGCUGGUUCACCUUGGGAAUUUAACCUUAGAGACACUUUGAGAUGGUUGAAGCUCCUGAACGCGCCGUCAUUUGACAAAGAGAGCGGAGCGGCAGACUACGUGGAUUUAAUUAUAACUCAAAGAUUCAGGACUGCAGAAGAUCGUUCAAAAGUCAAACAAGUUUUUGAAAGAUUCUUUGGGGAAGUUCAUGCUAGAGAAAACUAUUUGGAGGCUGCUCCAGACUAUCUCCAGGUUAAUGGAGAACUCGCGCCAAGAAAUCCAUUUAUCACUCAUACUGCAUUGAGGAACGUAUUACCUUUGCAGUGCAACAUUGGCAUUUACGAGUCGAUGUUGCGGUGUGUGAAUCACAACUGGCCUUUAAUUCUUGUAGGACCAACCAGUUCCGGCAAAACAGAAAUCAUCAGAUAUAUUGCUGGCAUGCUGGGAUCAAAAGUCAUGAACUUUCCCAUGAACAGUGAUAUAGAUAGCAUGGAUAUUUUGGGUGGAUACGAACAGGUUGACCAGAACAGGAAAAUCUCUCAACAGGUUGAUAGGCUAUUUUCUAUCUUGAGACAGUUGUUGGCUAUCAACAUUGCAUCGCAAGAGGCGGGUGAAGAAGCCAAAUUAGUUGCUCUGGAGUUGUUUCAGUUCAUAUCGGCUCAGUCAAUUGAUACAAGCAAACUAGAGCGCCUUCUCCUACUAAUCAAUAAACUCAUGCAAUUUGUGGACACUCCAGAACUUGGGUCGGUCACUGCUGAGCUCGAACUCAUCAAAAAGGGCCUCGGACUAGAAACUGUCAAAUUUGAAUGGUUUGACGGUCUCCUCUUGAAAGCCAUGGAAGAAGGCUCCUGGUUAGUUUUGGACAAUGCAAACUUGUGUUCGCCAUCUGUGUUGGAUAGAUUGAACUCACUUUUGGAGACGGAAGGGCUGUUAAUUAUAAACGAAUGCAGUCAUGAGGAUGGUACGCCCCGUGUGGUGAACCCCCACCCUAAUUUCAGGCUUUUCUUGACAGUUGACCCAAAAUAUGGCGAGCUUUCUAGGGCUAUGAGAAACAGAAGCAUCGAAAUUUACCUCGAAAACUUAGAGCCAAGGGCUUCUUGUUUCGAUAAAGUUAAAUUAAGCAUGAUGGAAGACUUUGGACUAAGCGGUCAAACUAGUUACGAAAGCGAGGCACAAGGCAUGCAAUUAACCAACUCCAUCCCAUUGUCAUCGUUUGUGUCAGCAACCAAUUCACUUGAAACUCAAUAUGCUCUUUUACAUGAUGUCUUGCAGACAUCGGAAAAUGAAAUAAUAGAGUCCGUUGUUUCAAUAAUGCCACAUAAAGCUAUUCCAAAUUUGAGAAGGUGGCAAAACAAUGCUCUUCACUCAAGGUAUUACGAUGAAGUUCGCGCUAUCGAAAAUAUUGCAAACUUCGGCAUGUUUUUGCUAGAGAGUGGAAUUUCCGAGAAAUUCUAUUCUUUGCUGACUGAAUACCAAAGUCUUGGUUCAGGGAUCUUGGGUGAACAAAACAGCUUUGGGAGCAGCCAACAGCUGAUGCCUGCCAUCAACACAUAUGCCUUAAAAACCGUGGAAGCAACUCAUAGGUACGUGUCCUGUGGUGAAUCAGUUUACCUCUUUGAAGUCUGCCGAUUGCUCCAAGCAUCUACAGACAAAUUGACGAAUGUUAGCAGAAGAGCUCAACAGGCAAAGGUUGGUGAUUUGAAUUACGUUGAGAUUUCUGCUGCCCACGCUCAAGGGCGCGCAGUCAAGAAAAUUCCUCAAAUUCCAAUUUUCGAGGCCUUGCAAAGAUUGAAGAACUAUAUUUUGGAGGAGAUGCAAUCAGUACCUCUAUUUUCCCUCCCAGAACAUUAUACCAAGCUCUUCGAGUUGUGCUGCAUCUGGAUGGGGGCUUUCGAGACCUCAAAGACUUUCAACUACGCAAAGCUUAGAGUUUAUCAGAAUGUUUUAGAAACUUGGCAACAUGAAGCCGAAAGCAACGUUAACAACCCGAAGGAGGUCCUCAAAAUCGCGCAGAGUAUCAGCAACCACUUACUUUUGAAAACAGGACGGUCAAUGACUGUGAUUUGGGACGAGUUCAGGCAAGUAUAUCCAAGCUCAUUAAGUUCUUGGCAAAAAUACGAGGCUAUGCUAGCUGUCGCCCAAAAGUUCGACAAUGUUGCACAGAAGCAAUUUUCAGACUCUUAUGAACUAAUCAACAGUUUGAGAACCAUUUUCAAAGAGCUCAGAGAUGCAAUAAUUGCCAACGAAGCAUCAACAUUUGAGGAAGUACUAUCAAAACUUACCCAUGGUGUCGACGAGUUAGAAGAAAUCUCUUCAAAGUUCUUAACAAAGAGAAAACACUUCUUAGAAGAGGUUUUCGAGUCCUUGUUACGUGCUGUGUACUGUAGUGACCGUACCAGCCUUCAACCUGUCCUUCAAAUUUCAACGUACACUUCCUUCUCAACUGAAGUCUUACUCAAGUCAGACGUUGAGUCUCCCUCCUAUCCACCAAUUUUUGACAUUCUCUGGCAAAAAGAAAAUGGUACCUUCAGGUCGCAUGUGUUUUCUGUUUUUGAUAACUCGAUACUCGAGCAUCUUGUUCAAAAAAUUAACAUUUUGAAGCACAUCAGCAAUAGCCAGAUUUCACAGGCGCUAGAGGACGCAUCUGUGCUUUCCCGCGACCUGGUUACGUUCUCGACCUCAGUUUUGAGCAGCAAAGAAUUAUAUUUCAAAGAUCUUCUUUUCGCCUGGUAUGCUAAAAUCGCAUCUUUACACGCAGACAUCAAACCUUCUGCGACAAUCGAGGAAAUAAAGCGUGCAACUUCUACAUCUGAGGAUAGCUGGUUUAAGUCCAUCAACGAAAACUUCCUUCUUGCUGCCAUCAGCCUUGCAUCUGAUUAUCAAUCACAUUCAUCUUUGGGUAAAGCGUGGAUACUGUUUUCAGUGGGCUUGAUGCAGCUUUUUGUUCCAAGUUCUCCAUACGACCCUGCAAUUCAUGAUUAUGUUCUUUUUGAUAACUUCAUGGUCAAAAGGUCCUUUUCAGAAGAGCUCAAAUGUUGUUGGAAAAGCUGUAGAACGGUUUUGAGUGGAGACGAGCCAAUGAUGUUAGAAUCGUUUAUCGAUCAAUCAUGCGAUUUGAGGUCUCCUAAAAGACCUAGAGUGUACAGAUCUGAAGAAGCGCUGGAUCCUCUAUUUGAGGAAUGGAGCGCUUUCAUGAAAUCUACGGUUGGCAUUGAGCCUGUGGAUAAACUAUUAAAGUCCUUGAGUAAGCUAGAGGCGAUGUCGGAGAGUCAGCUGAGCCUGUUCCAACAAAACUCCUCACAAUUUCUCGAGCGUUUGUCGUCAACCUUUUAUCGCUACUCAGAUUUGAACGAUAUAUUUCGUGGCUACAUUUGCGGCUUGAAAUUUGGGUUUGACUUGUUGAAGGAGGGGCAAAAGGAAGAGGGCAAGACAGCUGCAUUUUCGCCAUUGUGGACUCUUGAUUGCCUUGCGUUAACAAGUGCCGAAAAGAUCAAUGGAAGCUUUGCUGAACUGCAAGCAAUUUUCAAGAAAAAGACUGUACAAUCAAUUGAAGUGGAGCGCAUCUCAACGUUUUUUAUGAAGCUUUUCAGUUUCCAUAGAAAAGAUUUGCGCAUGUUGAAAUCUUUUGAUGGUGUUCUACAAACUUUGUACUACAGAUGGUCUAUGCGCCGUUUGCAAGGUGAAAAAGAGGCCCAAUCCCAAGUGGGCAUCUUCAAAUUUGAUGAAAGCGAUACCGAUCCUGAGUCAGAUUUCAAGAAGCUCUUCCCAGAUUACGAAGAUGUGCUUUCCAUGAGCGGAGGAGGCCCGUUAGCACCCACUGAAAACACUUCUCUGGAUGAAAUUUAUUUCAAAAUUGCUAACACUUACUUAGACAUCUUCGACAGAAAGGACAAAAGCAGCUUAACAGAAUUAAUGGCAGAAGGUAUCAAAGUCUGCGACGUGUUAAUGGAUCUCAAAUUAGAUUGCAAAACUAAGGGCCCUGAGGCUCGAGAGUUGACAUCUGUACUAAAUCAACUCAUUAAAGAGAUACGUCUAUUUGAAGUCUCAGGAAGCAAUGAGUCGAUUGAUUUCUACCGAGAAUGUUCUGUAUCUGAAACCAGGAAAGCCUCAUUGGUUGUGCAGAAGCUAUGGUUUUCAGUUAAUAAUUUGAGAAGACAAUGGCCUGAGCACUCCACCCUAAAUGACCUGUUUAGGAUCUGUCAUGAAUUCAUGGAGUACCCAGGAAACACUCCUCUUGCUCGACUUCUACAGAAAGUUGAGCAACUUUUCACCAUCGUAACAGAGUGGGAGAAGUACGCUUCAGUCACCGUAUCUCUUCAAAAUUCGCUAAAAGAGCUCACUGAACUUAUUGUGUCAUGGAGAAGACUGGAAUUGAGUACCUGGAAACGUCUCUUUGACCACGAGGAUUUGGCGCUGAAUAAAAGCUUGGGAAAAUGGUGGUUCUAUCUUUUCGAGACCAUCAUUGUUUCACAAACUACUGAAAGCGUGCUUUCUGAUACCGAGGAUAAGUCUAGUACGAAACUUCUAGUAUCGCUAAACGUGUUCUUGAGCAAAUGUACUUAUGGAGAAUUUGGUGGUAGGCUACGUCUCUUGAAGGCUUUUUCCGAGCACUGCAAGCUCUUGAAAAAUGGAGCCUCAAGAACUACACAUGCAUUGCUUAACCUAAUUACAUUUUAUGAACAAUUUCUCCCUAUUAUCGAAGAAAGGAUACGCGAUGGAAGGAAGAGGCUUGAGAAAGACAUUUCAGAGGUGAUCCUUUUAGCGAGCUGGAAGGAUGUCAAUAUUGAUGCACUGAAGCAGAGUUCGCACCGCUCACACAAUAGCCUUUACAAAUUAGUGAGGAAAUACCGCGAAAUUCUAUCACAGGAUAUGUCCUUAGUUAUUGAAAGUGGCAUCGAUGGUUUGUAUGCAACGGGAGUUGUCAAGGUUAUAUUUGAACCCCUUUUGAAUGAUAAUGUUGAAUUUGAUGAUUUACAAGGUGUCGUGUCGGCUGUACCCUCGUGGAGCACCAGACCUGCACCAUUAAAAGACAUUGCUUUGACCACGAAAAACAUGUCACUCUACCACUCGAAAAUUGAGGCGGAAGAGUUACCAAGUUUCACGGAAUAUGUGAAAGACGUCUCUGAAGAGGCAGCACGCCUUCGCAAAGAGACUCCAAAGGUCUACAAUAAAAAAGAGAAGAAGUUGCUUGCCGCUUUGAAGAUUCAAAAGUCAAAGCUGUUGAACGACACUAUCAAAGAAUUGAGAAGGAUGGGAUUGAAAACUGGCUUUAGAGAGGAUAUUCGCAGAGUACAAGGGAGCGUAACCUCAAUAUUGAGUAGUGUCGAUUCAUUCAAGGAAACUGCAUUACAAGAUUGUGACAGGAGCUUCAACAGGAUUUUAGAACUCAUGCCCCGUCUUCGUGUCGUUGCUUCAAAUCCUGCAGAAGGCGCACCUAUCUCUGCAAUUGAAAAAGGAAUGGCGUUAAGCGAAAAUCUGUUAUACCUUCUUAUCACCUCCCGUGGCCAGCUGCGUAAAUUCGCAGAUAACUUGCACGCAACUGCUCAACUACGCAAAGAACUGGACAGCAUUGCUUCAACAAAAAGCGCUCUUCUAAAUCCAUCUCUAAAGACUAACUACGAGACAUUUUCACACCUCUGCCAAUGGCUUCCCGAAAUUCUAAACUACGCACUUGAAACUCUAGAUCUUGUCUCGAAAGGUCCUAGUCAUCAAAAAGAAACAUUAACUGAUGCCUUGGUCAAAGUCGCUGAAUUUAGAUCCACUUGUGGCGCAGAUGUUCUUGAUAAUGAGCAGCAAAAUAUUAUGAAGAAAUUUUGGCAUUUCUGUGACAAGCUAACAAAGUCUCUUUCAGAGAACAGCUCUUCGGAGAGCUUUUUUGUCUCACAGACGGUUGUUGAGUGGAUUCAGGAAAACAGGCUUGUUAAAAAGGCGCAAGUUGAUCAUGAGAAAAGCGAGAACGUCGAAAGUGUUGAAAAAGCUUUCCGCAGAGUCGCCGUGUCGAUUUUGCUCACUGUCCAAAAGCUCUUGGAGGAUCAAGAUAUUUCCUUGACAAUGGAAGAAGACAAAUGGCUUGUUUUGUCUCACAAGAGAGUCAUGAGUCUGUCAAAAAAGGUGCUCUCUGUUGAUGUAUUAUCAAAAAUGGCUGACGCUUUGACCCUAGUUAAGUCCCAUAAUUUCUCGAGGCACAACUCAAAAUUUGUUUCAGCAAUUGCCCAACUUACAAUGCCAAUCAUCUCGAAGUACUACCAAAUUUUGAUCUCCCUCAUCAACAAAAUCAAGGCACAUUACUGCUCAUUGUCGCAUGGUACUCUCACUUUAGAGAUUCUUCUCUACAACCUUGGAAAAGAUGGGUUUUGCUCACCUAAUCCACCCGAUGAGGAAACUACAGAUGAAAACCUUCAUGAUGGGACUGGACUGGGUGAUGGGGAAGGCGCCCAGAACAAUAAUGACGGUGUCGAAGAAGACGAAGAUUUGCUUGAAGAUGCUCAAAAACCAAAUAAAGACAAAAAUGAAGACGACGGCCAAGAAGAAAAUGACGAUGAUAACGCAAUUGAUAUGGAAGGCGAUAUAGCUGGUGAUCUGGAAAAUGCGAGCGAAGGUGAUGAGGAUGAUCAGGACAAUAGCGAGGAAGAAGACCUAGAUGAAGAAGUGGAUGAUCUCGAUGAGGACGAUCCUAAUGCCAUUGAUGAAAAGAUGUGGAACGAAGACGCGAAAGAUUCGAACAAAGAAAAGAACGCCGAGGAAACUCCUCAAAACGCUACAAACGAUGACAUUCAGGCCGCCGAGGAUGAUGAAGAGAAAGAAGGUGCUGAAAACGGAGAUAACAAAGCCCAACCUCAAAAGGAUGAAGGAGAAGAAAAAGAUGAAGGUGAAGAAAUGGAAUCUGGCUCCGAGUCAGAGCAAGAAGACGAGGCUGGUGGUGAAAACGAUGAAGUUAAAAACGAAGAAGCCAAUGAGCUCGAAUCUAACGUUCCAGAAGUUGAAACUUUAGAAUUGCCUGAGGAUAUAAACCUAGAUUCGGGCGACGAGGGAUCUGAAGAUAACAAUGAAGAUGAAGACAGUGGCGAGGAUAUGGACUUGGAUGAGCAAAACCCGCUUGCCGAGGAAGACAAAGAUUCUGAAUCUGGCAAUCCAGAAGAUGCCGAAGAGAACAACAAGCUGCAAAACGAAGCCUCCGAUGAAGAAAUGGCGGAAGAAAGGGAAGGAGAGAACGAAGAAGAUGGAGAAGAAAAAGAAGAAGAAGAGGAAGUAGCUGACUUCGAAAAUGAAAACCUUGAAGAAUCAGAAAAGAAUGAAGAACAAGGCGAUGCUGACUCAGACCAUGAGCUUGCUGCAGAGGAGCCCGAUAAUGACGGCGAGGAUAAAGAAGAAGAAAACCAGGAAGCGGGCGGAGACGAAAGCGCCACUGAUAAAAUGGAAGGGUUGGAUGGCGCUGAUGAUAUGAUGGACAUUGAUAAUGAUGAUUUUGACUCAGCUGUGCAGCAAAAAAGCGGCUCCAAUGGGGAAGGCGCAGAUGCAGCAGAUGAAGAAGAGAACCAAAAUGUUGGAAGUUUCGGUAGCGCGCAGCAAGAACAGAAAGAGCGCGAAGAAUCAGAAGUGAAUGAAAGCUCCCGCCAGGAAGCUAAAGAGAGCUUAAAGCAGCUUGGUGACAGUCUCAAAGAAUUCCACAGACGCCACCAGGAAAUUAAGGAAUCUUCGAAUCCUGAAAAAGAGUCUGAAACAGAAGAAGUUGCAAAUCAACGCCCUGACGAAUUCGAACAUGUUGAUGGGGCUAAUACAAAUACUGAUACACAGGCACUUGGUUCUGCAAACCAAGACCAGAUAACAUCCAUUGAUGAAGAAAAGGCAAUUGAUGACGACAUGGAAGACAAUGAUAAUUCUGAAGAGAACAACGUUUCAGAGCAGAUCAAAGAAGAGGGACAGAAUGAACCUAAUCAACAAGUGGAGACUGAAACAUCACAGGAACAAGACAGCGAAGCUAAAACUCAAAGCGCUGUACAGCCAGAUAGAGGUGAUUUUGAAACUCAACCAUCCUUGCCUGACCUUGACAAUCUAGAAAUAGAAAGGAACGAUCUAGACGAAAUUAUCGAUGCUAUUGACCAUAAAGUCACACUUGAAGAAACAACCGCAGAACCCCCAAGGUCACUAGAAGAAUCUCGUCAGCUGUGGAGAAAAAGCGAAAGCGAGACCGCUGAACUUUCAGCAGGGUUGGGCGAGCAGCUGCGAUUGAUCCUUGAACCAACGCUAGCCACAAAAUUGAAGGGCGAUUACAAGACCGGUAAGAGACUAAACAUGAAAAGAAUUAUCCCAUACAUCGCAUCGCAAUUCCGUAAAGACAAAAUUUGGCUGAGGAGAACGAAACCCAGCAAGCGCCAAUAUCAAAUUAUGAUAGCUGUUGAUGACUCCAAAUCGAUGAGCGAGUCGAAGUCUGUUGACCUCGCUUUCCAGAGUAUAUGCUUGGUGUCAAAGGCUCUAACUCAGUUAGAAUCAGGUGGCCUUUCUAUUGUUAAAUUUGGCCAAACGACACAAGAAGUCCAUCAAUUUGAUCAACCAUUUGGAGUUGAUGCUGGUGCUAAGAUUUUCCGGUGGUUUGAUUUCCAAGAAACCAAGACCGACGUUAAGAAACUUGUGGCCGAAUCAAUUCGAAUUUUCGACCGAGCUCGCGCCUCUAGUAGUGCGGAUUUGUGGCAGCUUCAGCUUAUCAUCUCUGAUGGUGUCUGCGAAGACCAUGAAACAAUCCAGAGAUUGGUUCGCUGUGCCAGAGACAACAAAAUCAUGCUUGUUUUCGUUAUUGUCGAUGGCAUCAAUUCAUCCGAGUCAAUCAUGGAUAUGAGCCAGGUCAAGUACCUACCUGACCAGUAUGGAAAUUUCCAAUUAAAGGUGGAAAAAUACCUGGAUACGUUUCCGUUUGAAUUUUACGUGGUUGUUCACGAUAUUUCUGAGUUACCGGAAAUGCUUUCCGUUAUUUUGCGUCAAUACUUCUCAGAGCUAGCAUCUUCAUAG
This is a messenger RNA of Lachancea thermotolerans CBS 6340, 14787 nucleotides long. RefSeq names its product AAA family ATPase midasin (gene REA1). The transcript has a single exon. Gene Ontology annotation, molecular function: ATP hydrolysis activity; ATP binding. The record is from RefSeq and is a predicted model, not a curated record. Gene Ontology annotation, cellular component: nucleus; preribosome, large subunit precursor. Lineage: Eukaryota; Fungi; Ascomycota; Saccharomycetes; Saccharomycetales; Saccharomycetaceae. Gene Ontology annotation, biological process: ribosomal large subunit assembly; rRNA processing. Bases 1 to 14787 code for a protein of 4928 amino acids.